Messenger RNA from Amyelois transitella, 6327 nucleotides. RefSeq names its product xylosyl- and glucuronyltransferase LARGE1. The transcript has 12 exons. NCBI's taxonomy places the organism in Eukaryota, Metazoa, Arthropoda, Insecta, Lepidoptera, Pyralidae. Gene Ontology annotation, molecular function: glucuronosyltransferase activity; xylosyltransferase activity. Gene Ontology annotation, biological process: protein O-linked glycosylation via mannose. The record is from RefSeq and is a predicted model, not a curated record. The coding region runs from base 975 to 3092 and encodes 705 amino acids.
AGUAAGUAAUUGUAGUGAAAAGAAGAUGUAGUAACAGGAAUAAAAACGGGUAUGUUAAGAUGGUUUGGUCAUGUGGAGAGCAGGAAUGAAAGCAGGUUAACUAAGCAGAUAUACAAGGAGAGUGUGGAGGGAAAGGUCGGAGUGGGAAGUCCUAGACGCCGAACUUGCAUGAAAAGAGUUAUGAAUGUGGAUGAAGCUAAGGAAGUAUGCAGCGAUCGUGGCAAGUGGAAUGAUGUAGUCUCUGCCUACCCCUCCGGGAAAAAGUCAUGAUUUAAUGUAUGUAUGUAUAUAUAACUGUAGAGUUGUAUCACUCCGUCGCAUUCCCGUGGAUGUUGUAUUGUAAUACGUAACUGGUGAUAAGGAGAUUAUGCCCUUUCAAUUGUUGUAACGAUUGCAUUCACAAGGAGAAUUGACGUCAAGCAGGACAGUAAAGAUAUAUAGCCAGAUCCUUUUAAAUCUGUGGCCAAAUCUAACACCGACCUCGUACCUAGUGAUUCCUCUUUAACGUGACCUUUGACCUGUGAUCUUCUUCUUUUCUUCGUUGUGGCAAUCAUACUUCUUUUUGCUUAUUUUUGCCAGUGGCGAGUUUAACAUAUAUGAUCUGUGCUUAUGUUUUGAGAAAAAAAAACAAGUGCAUGCCUGUCAUUACAAUCUGUCACUGUCAUAACGGUUCGUCACAUGAUAAUGACAUUGAUUUAACAACAAUUAAUUUUUGUUGGUUCGCUUUGGUGUUUGUUUAUUUAUUUCAGAAAAUAAAAAUAAACUUUUGUGGUUGUUGAGCACAAAUAAACUAUUCACAUUCCAAAAUUUGUAUUAUUUUUGUAGAAUUGUGCUAUGAUUGAAAUAUCCCAAUAAAAAGAAAUGUUUAGAAGUGUCUAACAAUGUAAAUGUAUUCAUUAUUUACCAAGUUACAUCAUUGCGAAUUGGAGAUAUAGGACACGAUAAAUAAAAUAAUACAUAUAUCAAAUCAUCGUAUGGCACGAAAUUUUAUUUCAUUUUCCAUUACAAUAAAAUGUUUGAAAAAUAUGGUUCGCCUGUGCACGCGGGUGCCGCUAGGUAUAAGUUUCUUACUCGCCGUGUUGUGCUAUUGGCUGCUUAUCUACAGGAUAAGUUUACUGGAUUCACAUAAAAAGAGUUAUGGAGCGGCUGCAGUAGCGAGGCCGGUGUAUCAUACCCAGGAAAUUCCUGAUGUUGGAAAUUUAUGUGAAACAGUACAUCUAUCAUUAAUAUGUAUGGGAAAAUGCAUGCAGCUUGUCACUCCCAUGUUGAAGUCUUUAUUGCAUCACAGACAAAACCCAAUACAUUUUCACAUCAUUGUUGAUGGAUCCACAGAGCACAUUAUUAAAGAAUUCUUCAGGACAUGGGAUUUACCUGAUGUAAAGUACACCUGCUACAAUGCCCAAAAGUUUUUACCUCAAGUAAGCUGGAUACCGAACACCCACUAUUCCGGAGUUUACGGCCUCACCAAACUGUUGUUUCCGGAAAUUCUGCCAAAUUCCCUAGAGAGAGUCAUUGUGCUUGACUCUGACUUGACGUUUCUAUGUGAUAUAGCUGAGCUGUGGACUUUAUUUAGAAACAUGGCAAAAGCACAGAUAAUAGGCCUAGUGGAAAACGAAAGCGAUUGGUAUUUAACACCCAAUCGGUGGCCGGCGAUCGGGCAAGGCUUCAACACGGGCGUUAUGCUGUUAGACUUGAAGAAAAUCCGUGAAGACAUCGCUUGGAAAGAUUUAUGGCAGAACGCAGUCUACUCCAACCUUCGUGUGGUGAAGGAGACGCAACUGGCGGACCAGGACGUGCUUAAUGCGGUCAUCAAGAAUAAUCCAGACAUUGUAUAUAGAAUCAGCUGUCAGUAUAACGUUCAGAUGUCAACGAGAUCUUUAGCGAAAAAGUGCCAUGGAGAAGAUGUGACUAAAGUGAAGAUAAUCCAUUGGAAUUCGCCGAGCAAGUACAACAUUAGGUUAACAGAUUCACUAUUUUUUAAGAAUAUAUAUCAGAGUUAUGUUAAUUUUGAUGGGUACCUGUUGAAAGAAAAGUUGCACAGAUGCAGUCAAGUCGAGACUGUUACGUACAAGAUGAACCACUCAGACCUCUGCAUGAGUUUCCGCGCCGCCCAGCGAGCAGUCCUGCGCACGCACAUAUAUUACAUGGACUACAGCUACAACAACAUAGACAAUUUUGACGUCACGUUAGUACUACAGUUGUCUAUGGACAGGCUGCAGUUCUUGGAAAGGCUCGUCAAGUAUUGGGAAGGUCCCCUGAGUGCUGCCAUCUACCUGUCAGAUUGCGAAGUGGCGAAGUUUGAGAGCUACAUCAGAAAUUUAUCGGAUACGUUGAGCUCACGACGCAACAUCGGGUACCAUUUGGUGUUUCAACAGGACAAUGUACAUUACCCAGUGAACUACCUUAGAAACGUGGCCCUUUCUAAUGUAGACACGCCAUACGUGUUCCUAAUGGACGCCGACUUUGUUCCCAUGGUCGGCUUGUACGAGCAUCUGAGAGAAGCUAUUCGUCUCACCAACCCUUAUCCACAGAAGAAGUGUCUAGUUGUGCCAGCCUUCGAAACUCAACGUUACCGAGCGUCGCCGCCCCGGAACAAGGCAGCCUUACUCGCUCGAUUGAGUUUGACCGGCGACAUAGCGCCUUUCCGCUCUAGAGAGUGGCCUCGAGGUCACCGCGCUACUAAUUAUACGAGGUGGAUUAACGCUACGGCGCCUUAUGAGGUCGAGUGGCAGACUGAUUACGAGCCUUAUCUAGUGGUACAUAGAUCAGUGCCCAAAUACGAUACUCGCUUUUCCGGCUUUGGAUGGAAUAAGGUGUCGCACAGCGUGGAGCUGCGCGCGCGCGGCUACCGCGCCGCCGUGCUGCCGCGCGCGUUCGUGCUGCACACGCCGCACGCGCCCUCGCCCGACAUCACCGCCUUCCGCGCCGACCCGCACUACAGAAUAUGUUUAGCACUCCUGAAACAAGAAUUCAUGGACGAUUUGAAAAAGAAGUACAAUAUUACGUUCGAAGAUUCCAAGCCCGAAACAGUAUAUUCUGCACAAGCGAAAAGCCUUUUUCUGAACAUGGGGAAGGAUGACGAACAAAACUGAACUCUAACGUUGUGAUACGUGGUUUGAUUUGCCAAAGCAUUUUUGCCAAUUUUCGUAUGCCUGCCUAUGCUUUAAAACAAAAGUAGACAAAUCACAUAUCUGAUUGGCUAAUUCUGAAAAAAACUAUUUUUUUUACAUUUUUUAUCUACUUACUGUAGAAUUAUAAAGCUUGCGAUGUAUCUUCUUUGGCAAACUUUCGUCGUUUCAAAAGUACAGUUGUAUAAAACUUGAGUAAAAAGAGAUAAAUAAUUUUAAAAAAAUUUACAUACGUGAUUGAGGCCUAUUAUCUUGACUUAGUAACUAGUGAAUGUAGAUGAAAUAGUACCAUUGUAUUGAAAAUCUUACUUAGUAACUCAGUAAUACUGUAAACGCAGAAGUUUCCUUGUUUGAAUAUCCGUAUAAUAUGUCACAGCUGAAAUAAUGAACGAUUAAUUGAAUAAAUCUUAGACUUAUAUAAACAAAAGUGAAAACACGUAUAAUGUACCCAUAUAAUCGUCUCCUUACUCCACAAUUUAUGAGUGCAAUAUUUCAUGGAGAUCAAUUGUUUUAAAGUGAAACACUGACCAACAAACACAAUUUCACAUUUAUAAUAUUAGUAUGGAUACAUGACAUCAGAAUUAAACAAAUUACAAUUGAACGAAGCCGCUAACAGUACCUAGGUAGUUUAUUAUAAAAUGCCAAAAAUAAAGGUAUGCCUUAUAAACGUAUAGCCCCAAGACGUACAAUUUGCUUAUUGCAAUCACAGAGGAUGCUCGCUUGGACUAUAUUGUCAAAAUAUUCGUUAUACAAGCCACCAAGUCACGAUCAAAAUGUCAAUUCAAUCUUAAGACAUUUGAGCUGAACGUGGCCUUAUGUCAUGACCGUAGUCUUUUCGAGAACAUUGGCUCUGCCUUCAUAUAAAUGUAUGUAUGUAGUUUUAAUACUUAAAACUCGUGGUUUUGUUUUGUAGGAACAGAGUAUGUUUCUCUGCCAUUGAUUGUAAGUGCAAACGAACAUUCUCAGUGAUUAAGCGCCCUAAUUAUAAUAAUAUUAAAUAGUAUAUCUGUCAUAAAUGACAGAAUAAAAUAAGGCUGUGCGCUGUUAGAGUAUAUUCCUUAUAUAGUGUUGUGAAUAUGAAUUCAUAUACAGUACGAUAUAAUAGUUUUUUUGUAAAUAGAACAUAAUGCAUUAUUAACAGGACUUUGCCAACAAAAUAUUUAUUUGCCAAAACAUUGACUUUUAAAUCCUUUACGUCAAACUGGGUUAUAUACUUUUUUCUACUUUAUUUCAUUUUAUUUUCAUAAUAUUAAGUGAGGAAUAGGCAUAUGACAAGAGAUUCCGUAUAUUGGUUUAAGAGACAGACGAUUUUUUUUUUAUAAUCUCAUUGUGCUAAUUAAUACUAGAAGAGUUUUAGAUAUAGGAAAAUACUAUAAGUUUACUCAAGUACAUUAAGUACAUAAUUUUCAAUUUUAUUUAUAGAUAGGCUUAACAACCUUUUAAGCCCCAAAUUUGCUUAGCAUAAAGUGCCCAUUAUGUGAAUUCUUAUAGAUUAACAUUUUAAUGCAAAUAAUAAUUAUUUUUAUCAUAAAUAUUGGAACAAUUCCCGUUCAUACCUACAUAAAAUAAUAUUUGCCUUAUUUUUAUAGCAAUACAGUUUUCUUUUACAUUUAUUUUUAUACAUUUUAUACAUCGCGUAGCAUAGAAUACUCAAUCAUGCGAGCAAGUCUGCGUAGGUACAUGUAGGUGCCAUUAAGUAAUGAAACACGUACUUUAUCAUUCGCAGGCGAAAGGCAUUUUCAUGAAAUUAUUUGAUAUUACAUUCUAUUUCCUUACCGAAAGAGAGAUUAACGAUUGUAGCAAUAUUUUUUCAAAACUUGUAAAAGCAGAGUCUUUACAUUAGUGAUGUCCGUAUGAUCUCGAUCUGGCGUCAGUCCUUGUAGCAUCCUCACCUCUCUGGAGAGGAGCCCAGGGUGCGCCUAUGAACACGGUCCUGAUUUGGCUGACCCUGAAGUCGGGUUUUUGCACAAUGCUGACCUCCGCGACCUGACCUUAUAAUGGUUACACAUCCAGUUGCCUGAAUGUGUUGGUUACCUUAUGAUGUUUUCUUUCAUUGUAUGAGCAUUGUUUAGCAAUUAAACAAUGGUAUUUAUGUUGUGUAUGUAUAAGUUGGCAAUAUGAAAAAGGGUAUUUUUUUUUUACAUAUCUUCUAUUUUAUAAUAGCACACAUUCCACAAAUUGGUGCUUAAUUUUGCCCUAUAGUAAAGCACCGUUUGCCUUUUUUCUACGGCAAUGGAUUUCAAUAUUUUUCUUAUAGGUACUUUAAACCUUUGCUGUCUUUAGAAGGUGGCCCAAUGCGAUAGCUAGCUUAUACGAAUCUUGAAAGUACCAAAGAUGUUACGCAAUAUUUUUAUUGUAAGUAAUGUUAGUUGUUGUUUUAUCAAAUGUUAUAAUUGUAAUGAAGAAUAACUCGUGGCAAUACUCAAUAAAGACUCACAUGUGACAUUCUAUGCCUUCUAUACAUAAAUAUCAUGAAAAAGUUUUAUUUUAUUUUUAUAUUUUGUAAGUUGGAAACGCGUACCACUUUUUCUAUUAAAUUAUUUUAAAAACAAUAAAAGGUUUUAUUUUUAAAGAAUAUAAUAAAUUAAUUUAAAGAUGUUUCUUUUACGUCACGUUACGAAGAAAGUUCUUCUUAUUGUAAAAUCGCGAUAGCAAAUGCACUAUGAUUUUCGAGCCAUGAAUCGAACCUACCUAUAUAUUUUAUUAUUACAAUAUUUUUAUGGUUUUGGGUUAUUAGGUUUUCUAAGCCCGUGGAUGUGAUUUCAUAGUUAUAAUUAUGAUCUGAUGUUAUUUAAAUAUAUAUAAUAUAGAAGUGGGUUCUGCGAUACAAAGCUAUAUUAUUAAAAAUAAUCUUCUAGGAAACAUAAUCUAAGUAUGUAGUAAUUUUUUGUUACCAGAAAAUAACAACUAAAGAUUUGUAUAUUGCAACUGCAAUAAUCUAGCUUCUGUUACCCAUUAACAAUUAAUUUGCCAUGUUUGAACCCUUCUGAUGUAGUAACUUAAACUUAUGACUCUAAAUUAAUAUAAGUAUAUUUUUUAAAUUUUGGGCGUUUGCUUUGUAUCGCACUGCCAACAAUCCUUGUUUCUGUUGUAUAAUAGCUAGAUAUAAAUGUAAAAUUAAGUUUAUUAUUCCAAUAAAAUCAAAACAAAUUUUAUAGAAACAUUUUUUAUUACCUACAUAGAUACCGUAUUUAUAUGA